Messenger RNA from Eurytemora carolleeae, 1794 nucleotides. RefSeq names its product glycoprotein-N-acetylgalactosamine 3-beta-galactosyltransferase 1. Bases 483 to 1697 code for a protein of 404 amino acids. The record is from RefSeq and is a predicted model, not a curated record. Gene Ontology annotation, molecular function: N-acetylgalactosaminide beta-1,3-galactosyltransferase activity. NCBI's taxonomy places the organism in Eukaryota, Metazoa, Arthropoda, Copepoda, Calanoida, Temoridae. The transcript is spliced from 13 exons.
GGAUCCGACCAAAUGAUACGGAUCCGACCGGAUCCGGAUCCGAAACACUGUUUUCUACCAUUAAAUAGUUAGUUGAAACAAAUAGUUAAAUUGAACUAUUAUACUUAAUAGGUCCAUUCUAGAUGGAAGUAAUAUAUCUCUUUGAUUUGAUUUAAGCAAGAGGAAAAGUUAGGUAUCUGCUUGCAUUUUAGUGAUUAAUUUUACUUUUAAAUCAUUCCAAACAAUAUUUAGCUAGUUUCCAUUUCAUUUACAGUUUCUGGAUGAUUGUCAUGUUUGUAACCACUUGUUGGUCUCAUUUCAGAUCAGAAAAUGGUUAUCUUAGGAAACUUAUAAAAGAAGCUGUUGAGAAACAAAUACUGACAGAGGCACAAAAAAUGAAAUUUGAAGGAAUCUCCGAAAAGUCUGAGCUGUUUUCGACAAACGUAUCUAAAAUCAAUACAGAAGUGAUCCUGGAACUAUAAACCGGAACUCCUAAGAGAUGAAUGAUGGUCCCGGUGCGCCGGCUGAGACGGAGGUUCAUUUCCUUCCUCAUGUACAUCACCAGGGACCAGAAAACACUGUUCGGCAUCUCCUUCCUCCUUGGGAUGCUGCUAGCUGUUAUAUUUCAAAGUUUUCAUAGCACUGAUGACUUCAACAUUGCAAAGUACAGUUAUGAUUUUGCGUACGAGAAGUGGCUGUACAGCAGGGGACUGUACAGUGUAAAUACAGAUCCUGAUAAAAACAGAUACAAGGAUAAGAAUGAGAUUGAUGUCGAAGCUGCAGUCAAUCCUAUGACAGAAGCUGGGUUUCUUUACUCUCAAGUUCCAGUGGUUUGCAUCGUCUUCCCUGAUCAAUUAUCUGCUGCUCUGACGGUCAAGAAUACCUGGGGUCAGCACUGUAACUAUCUCAGGUUUUACAGUGCUAAGGUUGAAAAUUCAAGUAUACCUGUUCGAAAAAUACCGUCGAAGUCGUCCUUCGGUUUGUUGUGCUCGGCCUUACUGGACCUGGAGAAGGAAGAGUUGAACUACUCCUGGGUUCUCUUCUUCACAGAGGAUACAUUCGUCCUACCGGAGAACUUUAGGUAUUUUGCCGCGGCAUUGAAUAGUACUGGUGAGCACUAUCUAGGGCACGCUAUCAGGUUUUGGAAUGUUGUCUACAAUUGGGGAGAUGCUGGGUAUGCUUUAUCAAGAGGAGCUGUAUCCGCCUUACUCAACCGUUUCAGUACUCAGGAGCUGUGUGAAGCUGGGGGUAAAUACUGGAAGAAUGGAGACUGGUAUUUAGGAAAACAUCUUCAUGAUCUAGGAAUAUUUCCAGUCGACACCAGGGAUGAGCAAGGAAAAGGUCGCUUUAAUGGAUUCUCUUUCAAAAAACUUCUUUUCCCAGGCGGAGUUUCUCUAUUUGAAAGGUAUUGGAAGGAUUCUCUCUACCUAUCCCCUGAUGGUCCCCAGUGUUGCUCCAACCAUGCGAUCUCAUUUCACGGAAUCCUAUCCUCAUCCAAGAUUUACCAAUUAGAAUAUAUGUUCUACCAUCUUAGACCUUUUUACUCCGGUGGUAUAUAUGGGAACUCACCUGCUCCUCCUCCCAUUAAGGCCCCGUAUCUAUCUUGGGAGGAAAAAAUGAAAGAAGAAGAAUUACAAAAGAUGUUUAAUUCUCUUCUGACUACUCCAGAAGGGAUGCAUGAAGUACUUGCUUCCAGCAUGCAUGAUGCAUUAAGUUAGAAGUACUUGGAUUCAGAAUGCAUGAUGCAUAAUUUGCUUAACUUCAAUAUGUCAAUGUUAUAUAUGUAUCUAUAUAUGAAGUUGUAAUCUCUGUUUA